UCUAUAGCCUAACCAACUGCUUCAAUCUUCUUCUAAAUCGACGAACGUUGUUUGAGUUAUUUUUACGGUCUUUGCAGCCAACUCAUAUUUGAACAAUCUAAAUUUUUAGAUGGAGAAUAAGCAUAAAGGACCUUUAACAAUAAUUUUUAGUUGGGCAAUGUAUUCAACAUAAAAUAGUUUUACUAAAUUCAAAUUAAUGAAAUGGGGUUGUUGUGCCUUUGCCCGUUUAUUAUUGAUCAGCAUAGAAAUGGGUAAUGAAGAGUGUACAGUUUGGGCCUUAAAAUCUGGCCCAGCCGCAUCUGGAUGUAGGCUGGAGGAGUUAUUUUGUGCGCCAGAAAAAGAAAAUAGUCACUCGUUUUAGCUAUAAAUGUCCUGAUAAUGCACAAAACACGAGAAUGCUUAGUAGUUAGUAUAACGAUCAUCGUGCUUUGUACUUGUUUUUAAGAAAAUAAUUUAUUUAUUCCCGCAGUAUUUCAUUUAUUAGUAGAAAAAUAGCAAAGAUAAGGGGGGACCUCUAUAGAAAGAGAGAGGGGCCAAAUCUGUAUCUCCAAGGACAAAGGCAUCAAGCUAUGAAAAAAGUCUGCUUGGUUAAUUGAAUCUGCACAGUUAUAAAAGUUGGACAGCAUAAAAAUUGGGUUUUGGCAUAUGCUAAGUUUGGAAUGGCGGAUUGGAUCUGGACCACAGUAUUUGGGCCCGCUAAUCCUUAUUUAUGGGUAGCCAUGACUGGAUCUCAGGACCACAGGAUCCAAACUUGGGCGCACUUGACAGAGCUUUGUAAUUAGUUUUAGAGGGGUGUUUCACUGUUUCUAAAGUGAAUUCUGCAAAGUAACAGAAAAUUGUAUUGUACGUACCAAACACUUCCGCUCUCGUUAAGACUCGAAACGUGUAACCAAAAAGGGAUAGAAGGUAAAAAGAGUUGUCUGCCUAACGUCAUAAUUAUUACCCCAAAAACUGAACCACUGGGCAUUGAAUAGAUGCUAUCUAUUGGAAUUGGAGGCCCAUGUUUGACUGUCCAGCUCGACGAGGGCCCAACAUGUUCCGUCUUUGUUUCACCGUUCGCUUGGGAGCCACCAAGAACAUUGUAAACCCUACCAAACUAUUUUCAACAACUCAUUUUAGUGGCGUUGAAUUUUGGUGAUGGUGUGAAAUUUCGCAGUGGCAGAAUUAAAAUGAGUUUGAUAGGAUGGACAAGUGGUGGUGUGUUCCCAAUUUUACAUCUAUUCACCCGCAAAUAAUUUGAUAUGAAAUAGGCGUGAGUGAAUCACAAUUCGAUAAAUUUGUUUAUUCGGACUUAUUUGAGUAACUAGUGAGUUGAUUGUAGUUUAUCCGAAUAUGACCCGCAUCAUAUUUAACAUGCCAAGUAAGAGUGGCAGAGUGGAGGAGGAAUCAUUUAGAUGCCAUUGGGCCCAAUUGAGCGAAGCCCAAGACGGCGAAUAUGCUGUCUACCACUACGCUAGACCACUCGCUUCGCGGCGCGUGCAUUUCGUUUCCCCCUAGGAGGACAAAAUCCCAGAGCAGCAUUUCCUGCGCAGCUAAACGAACUAAUCAGGAAGCUCCAGACGCCUAUGGCCAACGACAUCGACGCUGAGUUUCCUCCCCAAAUCCUCUGCGAUUCUCCUAAUUCUUCGAGUCUCCUUUCUGAUCCUCACGCUGGUCUGAGCCGCUGAAGCAGGUCUGUGAGUUCACUGUGAAGUUUCUGUCCAUGAAUCUGACAGAGUUCGGGUUGGGAAGGGUAGGGGCGGUUGCUAGUGGUUCGUUCCAAUUUGUCUGCUUUUGGAUUUUCUAGAGUGAACUAGGAACUGGGUUUGUAUUUUCUGUGAAAGAACUUGCUGUGUAUGGUCGAGGUGCAGAAUCGUUGUAGAAUUUUGGGGGAAGUAUUGACUUAAUGGAUGAACUCUCUUUGAGGUGUUAUUGUUCUAGGAACGGUUCACAGAACUAGCUGGAGUAGGGAAACUUCAUUCCCAAAUCCAAUGGGUUCUUAUCAGAGCUUCCAGUACCACUAUCUUGAAAGGCUGGUGUUGAGAACAGUGUGUUAUGGAAUAGUGACUGUGGAAUUGUAAAGGGCAUGGAAUGACUAUCAUGUGAAAUUGAAAUGUCCGGUGAACUUAUGUUGGGUUAAGUGGGUAUCAGUUCUGCGCUCUUCUUCUUCGAAGAAAUUUAUUGUUUAUGGUCCAUGUAACUUAAGUUUUGGCUACUGUAUGUUCUGAUGUUUCUUUUUUGGUGAAAAUUGUACUUCUGCAAGAUUGUAAAAGCAAUGGGUGACGCAAUUGAUUUAACCGGCGAUGGAGGUGUCCUGAAGAAGAUUGUAAGGCGUGCAAAAUCCUAUGCAGUUGAGCCUUCAGACGAUCUUCCUCUUGUUGAUGUUCAUUACGAGGGCACAUUAGCCGACACCGGGGAAGUCUUUGAUACCACACAUGAAGACAACACAAUCUUCUCGUUCGAAAUUGGAAGUGGUUCGGUGAUUCGGGCAUGGGAUGUUGCAUUGAGAACGAUGAAGGUGGGGGAGGUUGCAAAGAUCACUUGCAAGCCGGAAUACGCCUAUGGCAGUGCAGGCUCUCCACCGGAUAUUCCAGCAGAUGCAACUCUAGUUUUCGAGGUGGAACUUGUAGCUUGUCGUCCUCGGAAAGGUUCCAGCAUGAGCAGUGUUUCAGAGGAGAGAGCUAGGCUAGAUGAGCUGAAGAAGCAAAGGGAGAUGGCGGCUGCAGUCAAAGAGGAAGAGAAGAAGAAACGAGAAGAAGCGAAAGCUGCUGCCGCUGCUCGUAUUCAGGCGAAACUAGACGCAAAGAAGGGUGGAGGGAAGGGAAAAGGGAAGUCCAAGUAACAAAGGAAUGUGCUCCAGCUUCCCAGUUUUAGUUCUUCCAUAUUGUUGUAUUUGAAACUCAACUGUAGUUGUCGACUCACUUAGAGCGAUAGCGCGACUGUUAAGGCCAAUAAAUUACCAUCUACUCUGCUAGCAGAUAGUAACAAUCUCAAUAUCAUUUUGAGUUUAUGAUUAAGAGGUUUUAAGGCUAACAAACACAGAGCAACCAUUGCCUGAUGUGAGACUUCUCCCAACUCAAUCAGGUAUCCACGGUUAGUAAGAAGUUACUAUAAUAACUGUGAUUUUUCAAUUGCCAACUUCCCGAGUAAUCUAAAUUACAAAAUGUUAUGAUGUUACUAAAUACAUCAAUCCGCA
Linum trigynum is the source of this 3175-nucleotide messenger RNA. NCBI's taxonomy places the organism in Eukaryota, Viridiplantae, Streptophyta, Magnoliopsida, Malpighiales, Linaceae. The record is from the annotation of a GenBank genome assembly.